Molecule: messenger RNA, 630 nt
Organism: Gilbertella persicaria
Lineage: Eukaryota; Fungi; Mucoromycota; Mucoromycetes; Mucorales; Choanephoraceae
Product: thioredoxin-like protein
Exons: 4
Coding region: 147-605 (152 amino acids)
Source: RefSeq, a predicted model, not a curated record
CAUGACUAAAAGUCGCUGAAAACAAACCUUGGCCCGAGUAAUUUCUUGCUUUAGAGAUAACAGUCACCGAGUUCGAACAAUAAGAGGAUACAAGCCUGCCUGCAUUUUUUCUUUCCUUUUUCUUUUUUAGUUUCUUUUUUUACACCAUGAGUUUCCUUCGUGCUGCUACUAAGACUUCUACUUUCUUGCGCCCUACUCUUCAACUGCGUUCUCCUCUCGCUUCUUUGUCCACUCGUUGGAUCACUACUGAAAUGAAGGCUCGUUUAGACAAGGACAUCAAAUCCAAUGAUGUUGUUUUGUUUAUGAAGGGUACUCCCGAUGCCCCUAUGUGCGGUUUUAGUCGUGCCACUGUACAAAUCAUGCAAGUCCAAGGUGUUGAUUUCAACACAAAAGUCAAUGCAUUCAAUGUAUUGGAAGACCCUGAAUUAAGAGAAUCUAUCAAAGAAUACUCUGAAUGGCCCACCAUCCCUCAAGUCUAUAUCAAGGGUGAAUUUGUUGGUGGCUGCGAUAUUUUACUCAACAUGCACCAAUCUGGCGAUUUAGAAGAUUUGUUAGCCAAGAACGAGAUUAUUCCUCCUGAAGAAGAAGAAGAACAAGACAAAUAAAGAAAACGUUUAUUUCUAAUGAUGU